AUGAAGUUCAGGUUCGUGGUAUUCGCGUUGUCUUUUCUUUUGAGCCAGGGCUUGGCCGAAGAACGCCACCCCCUUGCUGAAUCCCUUGGUGCUCUCCGCGUAUUGCACUACAACAACCUUGGACCUCAGAACAAUGGAACUUCAGCCGUUUUAGCACACGAUCACUCGAGCUAUGCCGAUGCUGUUGCAAAAUGCACUGCUAUUGGCGAGAAGCUCUUCCCGUGGUCUUCGAACGAAAAUGACAGUCAAAGUCGCACCGAACUCGAUUAUGAACUGGACUAUCUCGUAUUUGCAAAGGAGCUAGGAGGCGAUGAUUAUUUGUGGCUGUCGACAGCACAAGAAAAUCGCAAGGGCUGUUUUGCUUUCUCGAUUGCCCAUCGCGAGGUCAUAGGAAAAUCAUGCAAAGAGAAGCUACCUGCCCUUUGCACAUCUACUCCGCCCGCGACAACAGAUCUCGACCGAGCCGCAAGGGAAACCACGAAGUUGACAGUGACAUCCAACGAUUAUACUAUAACUGGAUAUCGAGAUGCGCGGUCCUUCCGCUUCCUCGGCGUGCCCUUUGCGAGUCCCCCAAUCGAUAACUUGCGCUUGGCCUCACCGCAAGCCUACACGGGGCAGAAGAACAUCGAUGCAACUAGCAUGGCGGAUUCAUGUAUCCAAUCUCCUUCAAGCGUUUCGCAUGCGCCUAUCGGUGGGAUGUCUGAGAACUGCCUCUAUCUGAACGUCUUCACCCCAUUCCUGCCUCACAAUGUCACCAAGAACACCGCGCUUCGCCCCGUGGCUGUUUAUUUAUACGGGGGCGCAUUCACGAAAGGUACUGCAGCUAUGGUUGAUUAUGACGGAGGAAACUUCGCCAGCCGCAGUGAUGUGGUCGUUGUCACGCUUAAUUAUCGAGUCGGAGCGUUGGGCUUUUUGUCAACGGGCAACCUGACAAGCGGGAACUACGGUAUUCAAGACCAGAUUAUGGCCUUGGAAUGGGUAAAAAAGCACAUAUCUGCCUUGGGAGGUGAUCCAUCCCAAGUUACCGUCUUCGGGCAGUCUUCUGGUGCCCAGAGCGUGGUAGCCCUGCUCUCUUCCACCGCAGCGAAGGGCCUCUUCUCCGGCGCGCUGGUGCAAUCAGCAAACAUCGACUUCCCGUGGUUCCCUCACGCUCUUUACUCUAAAUACAUCGCCCCAGAAAUCGGAAAGGCAGUUGGCUGUGACGGCAAUGCUUCAGAAGCAAGUCUUCUCGAGUGCCUUCGUUCCGUCCCGGCUUCAAUGUAUCUCGAUAACUCAACCGAGUUCCAAACUGCUACAAAGGCAUUCUCAUCCAGCAUCGCAAAAUUCUACAACGACACGCAAAUUAUAUCCGCUGCAGAGCCAUUCAUGCCUAUGGUAGACGACACCGGAUCAGGUGUAAUCGACGACCAAUUCAACACCCUCUUAGCCAACGGCAACCUCCCCAUCAACGUCCCGACUAUGUUCACCACCGUCCGCGACGAGGCAAGCCUCUUUUUGGGCAUUCUCGGCGCGACCCAGACCCCACUCGCUACAUUGCUAGAUGCUAUAUUCGGCGAGCCUCUCGCUCAGAAGAUAAUCUCCUCCGGCACGUACCAAGUCGAUGAUUCGGACACCGAUGCUGUUCUUAACGCUCUUGCCGAUGCCGUGACCCACAGCCAGUGGACUUGUCCACAGGGCUAUCUUCUCAAUAAUUCAAAUUCCGCCUUCCCUUCCCUAUACGAAAUCCAGAUAGCAGAUGGUCAUGCGCAGACAGCGGAUAUGCCGGAUAUCUGUUACCCGAAUAGUCGUUACAACGCUUCCUGUCAUACAUCAGAUGUCUUGCUCGCGUGGGGUACAUUGAACACCAAGACGGAAGAUGUGCGUCCGUACUACGACGAUCGGGAUAUUCUUCACUCGCAGCUCGUCCAUGAUGUAUUCGGUGCGUUUUUCCGUGAGAGGAACCCAAAUCCUGAUUUGGAGUUCUUGAAGGUCCGUGGUCCUGCGUAUGCAAGUACUCUUUCUAUAUUUGGUGGGGAGGUGGGUUCGAAUUCCUUGCUUGGGCGUGCUGAGGGGUUUGUUAUUGAGCAAUAUGCGGCUUCUGAGCGGAAUAUGACGCUUCUGGGAAUGCCGCCGUCUAGUACGUCUAAUUUUGAGGACGACGAUAUCUGUGCUGUGCUGCGUGAUUAUGGGUUUACUUUCCAAAGGGCGCAUCUGUCGGACUAA
Penicillium samsonianum is the source of this 2202-nucleotide messenger RNA. Its product is annotated as putative cholinesterase. The record is from RefSeq and is a predicted model, not a curated record. Bases 1 to 2202 code for a protein of 733 amino acids. Lineage: Eukaryota; Fungi; Ascomycota; Eurotiomycetes; Eurotiales; Aspergillaceae. The transcript has a single exon.